Humulus lupulus (European hop) is the source of this 5222-nucleotide messenger RNA. RefSeq lists its product as uncharacterized. The record is from RefSeq and is a predicted model, not a curated record. NCBI's taxonomy places the organism in Eukaryota, Viridiplantae, Streptophyta, Magnoliopsida, Rosales, Cannabaceae. Bases 2646 to 3350 code for a protein of 234 amino acids. The transcript is spliced from 5 exons.
AUUAAUGCUCGUAGCAAAGAAUUUAAAAUAAAAAUAUAGCAAAAUAACACACGAAUGAGCAAAUAGAGAAAGCAUAAUGGCAUUCGAAAAUGAUGUUAUUGAAACUUUAUGCUUACUAGAGAGAUUCUUUCCACCAUCAUUUUUUGAUGUCAUGAUUCACUUAGGGGUUCAUAUCGGAUGAGAAGCACGACUAUGUGGACCAAUCCAAUUUCGAUGGAUGUAUCCAUUUGAGAGGUGAAUCACUAAAAUUUAAUUGUUUUGUUUAUUGUUAUUAGUUUACGUGGACAUUAUAUUAAUGGUGAGCAAUUUUGUGAUUAAUAGACGCAUGAAGAUAUUGAAAGAUUAUGUCAGAAAUCGAGCAAGGCCUGAAGGUUGUAUUGCGGAGUGUUAUCUUGUAGAUGAGUGUGUGAGCUUUUGUAAUGAAUUCACCGACCAUUCAAUUGAACUAAACACAAAAGAAGGUCGAAAUGAAGAGUGGUCAAAUGAUGUGAUACUUGAAGGUUGGUCCAAUUUCUAAGAAGAAAGAAAUUAUAUUGACAGAUGAGUUGUUAGAAAUUGCACAUCGAUACAUUCUGUUAAAUACAUCUGUUGUGGAGCCUUUUCUAGAGUAAGUGUGUGAUAUUAUAAAUUAUUAUUUUUUAUACUAAAAAUGUAGUAAUACUAACUCAUUGGUCCUAUAAAUUAGGAUUCACCUAUAUUAUCAAUGGUCAAAGAUUGUAUAUACAUGACAUUGAGAAGUCCACACAGAAUAGUGGUGUCUCAAUUGAAGCAACAACUAUGUGUAGAUCUAGUGCCAAAGAUGUAUCUCAAGUUCCUAAUUUAGUUUCAUACUAUGGGGUUAUAAGGGAGAUAAUCUUGUUAGAUUACUAUAUAGUUUAGAUUCCAAUUUUCAAAUGUGAUUGGGCAAAUGCCCCUAAUGGUGUUAGGAUGGAGGAUAGUCUUACUUUAGUUAAUCUACACCAAAGGCAAUGGUCUGUUGGUAGAGACCCUUUUAUUUUAGCCUCACAAGCUAAAUAGGUCUUCUACUCAAGAGAACAUGAUUCUUCCAAUUGGUAUGUGGUGAUUAGGGCACCCCCUAGAGGUUUUUAUGACAUGGAAAAUUAUGAUGAGAAGGAAUUCAUUCCUAUAAUGUUUGAAGUUACUGAAUCAAGGUUACAUAAUGUAGUAGAAGAAGAUCAAUAUGUUAGAGAUGAUUGUGAGGGUAUAUUAGUUUGAUUAUUGUUGUGUUUUUUUGUAAAUUGUAGAAGAUGUUGCACUUGACACUUAGAAUUUUUAUUUCUUUGCUGCCAAGAAUGAUUAUUUAUUUCUUUCUUUUUGACUUUUAUUACAAGUUUUUUUUUUGUGAUAGUUGAUAAUAUGUUGCUGUUAUAUAUGAUGAUCUUUUGUGACUUAUCAAAAUUCAUACUAAUUAUAGAAACGGUUGAUAAAAAACUAGUCAAAGAAUUUGCCAAGUACAAGAUAUGACACCUCCAUCUACAAAAGGAAAGAGACCAAAGCACAUACCUACAGGAAAAUUAGUUAAACUCCUCAAUGAAAAGAGGAAGAGCUUUAGACUAAAUUUGGAAAUGGAUAAGGUUGUUGAAGAGAGAUAUACUAAGGAUGUGUCUCCAAAGGAAAAUACACGACGUAGAAUGAUUGUAAGAGAUGACUCUUUUGAUGAAGAAGUACCCAUCUCCCCUGUGACAAGGAGAUCUCUUAGAAAUCUAUUUGAGGUUGAACAAGCAAUAGACUCUCAUGAAAAAAAUAGUGAGACCACCUACUAAUAGUCCUUCAAAGAAAAUGAUAAAAACAAAACCAAUACUUGAAACUCAUACAAAUGACCAUGCCAUCUCACCAACAGCAACAAGAAAAUCACAGUGCCUACAAAUCCCAGAAAACCUAAAUGAAAUAAUUGUUGAAAACUUGCCAGAUGAAUAAGAACUACCUGAAGAAGUUAUUGCACCUAUUACCCAAAAGAGAACUAUAGGCCCUAGUAAAAUGAAGUCUAUUGCAAUAGACAGUGAUGGUCGUUUGGAAGUUAAGUUUAACUCAAAGGGACAACAAAUAGGUGCAACAUCAAUAUCUUUGUCUUCAUUUUUGGGUGCACUUGUUAGAGAAAUUGUACCAGUAACGAUAAAAGAUUGGAGGAAGAUUCCUCUAGGAAUGAAAGAGGUAUUAUGGAAAUCUAUUCAGGUAUAUAUUUUAAUCAUUAUAAAUAUAUUAUUUCAAUUUAUGAACAUGAAAUUUGUUGAAAUUCAUUUACAUUAAUACUAACCUAUUAUUAUUUUUACUAGGCAAGAUAUAAGGUUGACAAAGAUUGGCAAAAUAGCUAUAUAUUCAAAAGUAUGGCAGAUCUUUGGAGAGCUUCAAAAUCAAGGCUAGUUACUAAAAUAACAAAGGCACCAAAUGAAAAAGCAAGAUUGAAACUAAAGCCUGAUAAUAUUAAAUCCAUGAAUGAGUGGAAAAGUUUUGUUAAGGAAAAAAAUAGUGCUGAGUUUAAGGUAUUUUAUUCUCAACAUCUUAUAACCAAAUAUAUUUAUGAUUGAAAUUUAUAGUUUAAUGUCUCUAUUAACUUUAUAUUCUUAGGCUACAAGUGAGAAAUACAGACAAAGCAACUACCCCACACUUGUAGUCGUAAAGGUUAUGCAAGAUUGAUUGAUGAAUUGAUGAACCAUAGUGAAACCAAAACAUCGCCUUGUAGAGUUGAUGUUUGGACCAAAGCACAUAAGAAGAAAAAUGGCGAACCAGUAAAUUCAGAAGUGGCUGAAACUUUUGAUUUAGUUGAAGAAUAUAAGAAAGAUCCUGCUAUGUCUUCAACUACAAGUGUUAAUGAAGACAUCCUCACAAAAGUCCUUGGUCUUGAAAAAAAUACAUACAUGAGAGCUUUUGGAAGAGGAGUUACUCGGUCAAAGUUGCAAAUUGUGUCAAAAAGAGAUGACCAUCUGAUGAUGAUAGAAGGUCAAUGCAAAGAUUUGAAAGACAAAAUGCAACACAUGGAGCAACUCAUUGUUUCUUUAAUGAAAAAUCAAAAUACAUCUACUCAGAGUGAGGAGCAAUCAAAUGCCAAUGUUCAAUCAAAUUCUUAUAUUCAUUCCACUCAGAGUGUCAAGAACCACACAUUUGGCUCCAAAUGCAAAAUAUUAGAUUGGAUUGGAUCUGGAGAAAUUAUUGCAGAAGGUUAUUUUAUUUCAAGUGACCCAAAGGAUGAGGUUCACCAUGUUCCUCUUGGGCCUAGUGCUAUGAAAGUGGGGAUAGAUCUUGUGAGAAAGAAUGAUGCAUUUCUGUGGAGGUCUUUAACAGUUAUGUCUACUAUAGAAGAUGCUAUAGGUAGUAUAAUUUCAUGGCCAACUGAUAAAGUUAUAAUUAGGUAAUUAACUUUUUUUAUGUACUCUUUUAGUUUACUAUAACUUUAAGUUGAAGCAUUAAUUAUUUAAAUUUUGUUGUAGCUAAGCAAAUGGACUCACUGUUAGAAUAUUUUAUAUGGACUAACAUAAUUAAGUGUUGCUCACACAAUAUCGGUAUUAGCAUGUAAUGAUAACUACAUAAUCGGUAAUGCAUGAUAUUACCAUCGGGCCAUAAUGGGAUGGACAUAACGUACUAACAUGCUCGGGGCCCAUGGACACGCUCUAAAACGUCUUUGGUCAGCCCAUUGGGCCAAGACAACUAAUUCUCUCACAUUGGGCAUGUAAGCCCAAUUGGCCCAUAAUUCCUUAUAUAAAGGGUUGCGCUCUUGAUUGAUGAUUAAGGUGGAAUGAGUGUGGCUAUGGUUUAGAGAGAAUGAUAGAGUAGUGCUCAUUACUCCCAAGCUCUCAUUUUCUCUAUAUGUGUAGAUCAAAGAAGUGUAAUCAACAUGAUUAUUAGAGAUCAAUGCGAUAAUUGAAGGUACGUAUAUUAUUAUAUUAAUGCCCUAAAUAAAAUGUUUGAUUAUGGAAAUUCAUGAGCAUGAUUUAAAGGUAAUGACAUUAACUCGUACUUUCAACAAAUCGGUUAAAUAUAUAGAAGAUUUUAGCCGGUAUUAUAUCCAGAAAAUACUAAUUAAAAUACUUAAUUAAUUUUUUUUGAAGAAAAUAACUCUUAAUUUUCCUUUUAUUUUUCUUAAGGUUUUAAUAUCUAAAACCGUUUUAAGAAAAUAGCUUAAUUUAUCUUAAUUAGGAAAACCAUUAAAAAUUUCCCAUCUUGACUGGUUGAUUUUCCGAAAUCAAUUAAUCAAGUUUACUUACUAGAAGAAUAAUUUACUUAAUUAUUUUAUCAAAAUAUAGGGUUUUAAACCUUCUUUUAAUUUAUUAACUUAUAAAUACAUUAAAUUUUUUAUUUUUAAAAAGAAUAAAAAAAUUCUUUAAUAAAAAUAAUUCACACUAAACUCAAAGUGGUAUUUUAGGUCAAAAUAUGUUUUCAAGACUUACCAAGUAUUUAUCUUGCAAUAAGCAAACUUUCACUUUUUACCUUAAGUUCCAAAAUCUCAUUUUUAUACUAAGUGUGAAAACUAUAUUUUUUACAUUUUUAACUACAUACAUUAUUAGUUCAUAACUUGAAAUUUACUAACCCAAUUGUUACCAAAAUUUCCCAAUUCGAUUUUUGGUAUGCCAUUUAGGUCUUUGUAAAAUCUUAGGUCAAAAAGAGCAUUUUUUAUUGGUGAAAUUAUUUUCCAACAAUGAGGUAAAAAUGACCUUAUUUUCAAGUUCUUAUUUUUUUUCCAAACUUUGACACUUAAUAACUUUCAAGCUGUUCAAUAUUUUCUUACCAAAUUUUACAGUAGAAUACUAGGUUAUGCCAAUAAUAUGUCCACCAAAGUUUAGAAAAAACUGGGUUCGUUUGCCCUAUAUAAUGACUGUCCAAAUUUGGUCCCAAAAUUAAGAAUACGAAAAAAAAACAGUUUUUUUACCUAAACAUUGAAAUAGCAUAACUCACUCAUUUUUAAAUAUUUUUGAGUGUUUCAAAAGCUCAAUUUUAUGUACUCAAUCUCAAAAACAUCACAGUAUAAUUAAAUUUUAUAAAAUCAAUAUACUGUGGAUGCUUGACCCCUUGGAAGUCACAACUCAAAACAUGUAUUUUGUUUUAGGGUUUCCAACAAAACCCUUGUGGGUUUUGGUCCAUAUUUUAAAAAAUCAGCACACAAGCAUCAUAAAAAUUAUAAAACAUCUAUCAUAACCUUAUUACAUCACCAAUAAGAAACUUUAAGCAUUAAAUAUACAAAAUAAUACUUAAAAAUAAAAGCCAUACAAUAACAACCAUAAAAAAUAAAC